Molecule: messenger RNA, 1723 nt
Organism: Amoebophrya sp. A25
Lineage: Eukaryota; Dinophyceae; Syndiniales; Amoebophryaceae
Source: the annotation of a GenBank genome assembly
CUAGAUCGACGGACCACCUGGGUCGAACAAGACGAGUUGCGCGUGCCCAACUUCAUAUGGGACAACUUGUACGGGUACCAGAAGACCGCAGUCAAGUGGCUGUUUAGCUUGCAUAAGAAGCAAGUCGGAGGAAUCUUGGCGGAUGAGAUGGGACUGGGCAAGACGAUUCAGAUUGUCGCUUUUUUAGCCGCGUUACACUGUAGUAACAUACUGCAGACGGCGACAACGCGGCGAUUUGGGACAGGACCCCCUAGGACUGGCGGAAUCUUGAUUCUGUGUCCCACGACGUUGGUCGAGCAGUGGCGUGACGAGAUCAAAAGUUGGUAUCCGCUAUUGAGGGUCAGCAUCAUGCGCGCCGUGGAUAUGCAAUUGAAGUUGGAGAUGAUGCGGUCUACAACGAACAAUCACGGCGUCUGCAUCACGAGCUACGAAACUUUCCGGAUCUACAGCGAGUCCAUCUUUGAGUUCCCCUUCACCUACGUGAUUAUGGAUGAGGGGCACAAAAUCCGGAACAAGGAUGCCGCAAUCACGUUGACGUGCAAGCAAAUCGACACGCCCCAUCGCAUUGUUUUGUCGGGUACUCCUAUUCAGAAUCGACUCUCUGAAUUAUGGUCCAUCUUCGACUUCGUUCAGCCGGGCUUGCUGGGAACUUUCCCAGUCUUUGAGCAGCAAUUUUCGACCGUGAUCGAGGCGGGUGGGCAAAUGAACGCUACGCCAAGGAUGGUGGAGGCAGCCUUCCAGGCAGCGACGAUUCUCCGAGAAGAAACUUUGCCGUUUUUGCUCAGAAGAACGAAAGCCGACGUUCAAGAUAUUGUGCGGCUCCCGCCGAAGCAAGAGCAAAUCCUGUUUUGCAACAUCACGCCACAACAGUACCAGGUCUACAUGGAUUUCUUGCAGACGGAUAAAGUGAGGCAAGCACGAAUGCGUGGAAACGAAAGUUCGAAGAAAGGCGUCCCUCAGAUUUUCUUCAUUAUCUCGGUCCUUCGCAAAUUGUGCAAUCAUCCGGAUUUGCUGUUGAAGGAUCAUCCUGACCUAAUGCCUAGUGAUUACGGCGCGGUGCCCAGAAGUGGCAAAAUGCUUGUUUUGGGUGAAAUCUUGAAACAGUGGAAGCGAGAUGGGCACAAAGUGCUGCUUUUUACUCAAACUGUCCAAAUGCUGGAGAUUUUGGAAAAUUGGAUCCAGAAUGAGUUAGAGUACAAGUCCUUGCGGAUGGACGGGAAGACUCCUGUUACUCAGCGCCAGCACUUGAUUGCGAAAUUCAACGAGAGCCCAGAUAUCUUUGUCAUGAUCAUGAGCACUAAAGUUGGAGGCAUAGGACUGAACAUCACUGGCGCAAACCGCGUUGUUCUAUACGACCCAGAUUGGAAUCCGAUGACAGACGUGCAAGCGCGUGAGCGAGCCUGGCGCAUAGGACAGCAGCGCGAGGUCACCGUGUACCGUCUAGUCACUCACGGGACUUUGGAGGAAAAAAUCUACCACAGACAAAUCUUCAAACAUUUUUUAUCGCAGAAGAUCUUGAAUGAUCCAAGACAGAAACGUUUCAUGAAAAUCAACGAUGCGCAUGAUUUGCUGCAAGAGCCGCCGGCCCCACCAGGUUGGGACCCAAGCGCGAUGUUGGAUGAACUACAAGGUGGACGAGGAGGUGUCGUUCGUGGUAAGAACAAGAUGCUCAAACUCAACAAUGGUGAGAUGAAAGCAGGAGGACCAGGCGCUGCUCAGAAAA